AUGGAGUCGAUACUCGACAGAGAUAUUGUCUUGGCGGUUGAUAUGGAUGAACUCGGUGUACGUCUGAGCAAUUGGACUGAUGGACCGAUUGAUGAAUCAAUGAAUGAUUAUUUUGGAAAAGAAAAAGCCAUUGAUUUUAAUGUUUUCUCUGCUGAAAUUCAAUUGACAACGAAUGGAUUGAAAAUGACAAGUGAUGAAGAAGAUUCAGCACUAUCAAAUGACAAUUAUGAUAUCGAUCCUGAAACAGGUGAGAAAAUCUUUCGUCAACCGACUUUCGCAUCACCACCAUCAAACGAUAAAUGGAUCGAAGAAUAUUUAUCUGAAAUUGAAUCUGUCUCGAAUCAAAUCUUGCCGGUAACAACAAACAGUAGUACUAUCGAUAUCAACUUUGACGAAAUCCCAUUCCCAUUUCUCGAAAACACAACCGCUGAACUCGAAUCUGAUUGGCUUUCAACACUCAUUGACCUCGAAGAAACCAGUGAUAGCAAUAUGUUCAGUGACCCAGUGGUUCUAACCAAUUCCGAAGAUAAAUCGAAUCAAUUAAUGACAACAUCAUUAUCGUCUAUGUAUAUUCCUCUAGCUAGUGAAAAUAAUUCUCAAUCGACUUUAUUCAAUACUUUACAUCCUUCAACUGACGAUGAAUAUUCUACAAGUAGUAGUAGCAAUAGCAGUCGUCAGCAUAAAUUAUAUUCUCUAGACCAAACGACAUUUGUUGAAACCAAGUUAGAAAAAAUGGAACCGGAUGAUGAUUCAAUGUCAGCAAUGCUCGGACGUCGUGCCAGUACACGUUCUGUUUAUCAAGGACAACAAGACGAAGAAGCGUUGCAACAAUUGAAUAUUCCCUUGACAGUAGAUGAAAUCACUCAAUCAAAUACGGAAGAAUACAAUCGAAUUCUUGUGCGUUUGAAUCAUUUAAGUCCAGAAAAAUUACAUCUAAUCAAAGAUAUUCGUCGGCGUGGAAAGAAUAAGAUUGCUGCACAAAACUGUCGAAAACGAAAGGCGAUCAGUGUCGAAGCGUUAUUAGAAGAAGUCGAUGAACUCAAACGGGUUAAACAUGACCUUGAAGAACGAAAGCGACUCUAUCAGCAACAAAUCGAAGAAACACGCCAACAAUAUGAAUAUCUUCAUCAUCAAGUGUUACCAGAUCGUCAAUUACCACCAGCAAUUAGUGUUCAGUAG
Messenger RNA from Adineta ricciae, 1179 nucleotides. The record is from the annotation of a GenBank genome assembly. Lineage: Eukaryota; Metazoa; Rotifera; Eurotatoria; Adinetida; Adinetidae.